This is a messenger RNA of Neopsephotus bourkii (Bourke's parrot), 657 nucleotides long. RefSeq names its product chromosome unknown C11orf91 homolog (gene CUNH11orf91). Lineage: Eukaryota; Metazoa; Chordata; Aves; Psittaciformes; Psittacidae. The record is from RefSeq and is a predicted model, not a curated record. Bases 76 to 510 code for a protein of 144 amino acids. The transcript has 2 exons.
CCAACGCCUCCGACUCGCGGCCGGUUGGUCUCCAGGACAACCGCCGUUGGACGCCGGAGACUGGCGCCCGGCGCCAUGACCGCGCAGCGGCCGCCGGGCCCACUCUAUUUCCCACAGUUCCACGACGGCACCGAGCCCAUCCGCCCCCCAGCCGACGGCGGCGCCAUGCAGACUUAUUUCGCGGACAUGGGCUGGCAGCGACAGCCCCCGCCGGCCGCAACUGGGAUACCCCGCUGGGCUGCGGCACUGGCGCCUAUCGCCUACGAGCCGCUGCGGUUCUUCUGCCCGGCUCCUGCUGCGGAGGAGGGCAGGGGCGGGUCCGCGACGCGGCGGCCCGGAGAGCAGGAUCGGCUGGAGGACGAGAUCACCGAGCUGGGCAUCCGCCUCAAGGAGCUGGAUCUGAUGGUCCUCGUCGGCGAGGGCUUUGACGCCCAGCAGUAUAAACUUCUGAAGGCACAGAGGGAAGAAAAGAUAGAACGCAUGAAAGCAAAGCAGAAGCUGAAGAAAUAGCCUCCACCGCAGUGAAGAUUAUUUCAGCUGGAUAUUCUAGCACUGUAUCACCACAGAGUAUUUUACUGGAUCUUCAAUAUUAUUUUUCUACUUGUUAUAUGCUGUUCUCCUACAAAAUUAAAAAAUACAGUAUAUUUUCCUGCUGAG